Girardinichthys multiradiatus is the source of this 885-nucleotide messenger RNA. RefSeq names its product Fc receptor-like protein 5. Gene Ontology annotation, molecular function: transmembrane signaling receptor activity. The transcript is spliced from 7 exons. Bases 1 to 885 code for a protein of 294 amino acids. The record is from RefSeq and is a predicted model, not a curated record. Gene Ontology annotation, biological process: cell surface receptor signaling pathway. NCBI's taxonomy places the organism in Eukaryota, Metazoa, Chordata, Actinopteri, Cyprinodontiformes, Goodeidae.
AUGAAGGAAUCAUCUCUACAAAGUCUGCUCUUCCUCAACUUGCUGCUGUGGAGUCUCACAAACCAAGCUGGUCUGACUGUGAGUCCCAGCAGAUCUCAGUUCUUUAAAGGAGACUCUGUGUCUCUGAGCUGUGAGGAGGACAACAUCUCUACUGGAUGGACUGUGAGGAGAAACACAACCAGAGAAACCAGUACGCCAUGUGGAGAUGGAUGGGGAGAACCAGCUGGUUCCUCCUGCAGCAUCAGCCUGAUGUUCCUGUUUGAUACUGGAGUGUACUGGUGUGAGUCCAGAGAGGGAGCAGCCAGCAGCAGCAUCCACCUCACUGUCUCUGGUGGAUCAGUGAUCCUGCAGAGUCCUGUCCUCCCUGUGAUGGAGGGAGAUGACGUCACUCUGAGCUGUCAAACAAAGACUUCCUCCAACCUCCCAGCUGCUUUCAUUAAAGAUGGCUCCCUCAUCAGGACUGAGUCUGCAGGUCACAUGACCCUCCACCAUGUGACCAGCUCUGAUGAAGGUCUCUACAAGUGUAACAUCAGUGGUCAUGGAGAGUCUCCAUCCAGCUGGAUCUCUGUCUCAGAGAAAAACACCAUGACUCCUCCACCUGCAUCCACCUCUCCUCCACCUACAUCCACCUCUUCUCCACCUCCGUUUCUCUUCCUCUGCCUUGCAGCUGUGCUCUUCAUACUGUUGCUGCUGGUACUGGUUCUACUGAUGCAGGAGAGGAAGACCUUUCUUAUAGUGUGGUCCAAAUCUUUCCUGGUCAACAGCAGCCAGUCAGAUGCAGCAGAGGUACACCUCACCUACAAGGCAACCGCAACCAGACUAGAUGUUCUGAUGAUCGUUCCUGCUGAUGUGUGCGUGGGAGAGAAAACUGCUUGGCUUCUCUAG